This is a messenger RNA of Dendroctonus ponderosae (mountain pine beetle), 693 nucleotides long. RefSeq names its product NADH-ubiquinone oxidoreductase chain 5-like. The record is from RefSeq and is a predicted model, not a curated record. Bases 1 to 552 code for a protein of 183 amino acids. Lineage: Eukaryota; Metazoa; Arthropoda; Insecta; Coleoptera; Curculionidae. Gene Ontology annotation, molecular function: NADH dehydrogenase (ubiquinone) activity. Gene Ontology annotation, biological process: electron transport coupled proton transport; ATP synthesis coupled electron transport. The transcript has 2 exons.
AUGGUGGUUCCUUUAUUUUAUUUACUAAUUCGAAUUGAAAUACGGAUUUCUAGAAAAUUUUUAUUUAUUUUGUUACGUAUUUCUUUAAUGACUAUAUUUAUGGCUGGGACUUGUGCUAAUUUUGAGUUUGAUUUAAAAAAAAUUAUUGCAUUAUCUACUUUAAGACAAUUAGGUAUAAUAAUUGUUAUUUUGUGUUUAGGUGGAAGAGACUUAGCUUUUUUUAAUUUAAUUAUACAUGCUUUAUUUAAAGCAUUGCUUUUUAUAUAUGCUGGGAUAAUCAUUCAUAAUAUAGGUAAUUGUCAAGAUAUUCGUUUUAUAAGAGGUCUUACUUUAAGAAUGCCUUUUACUUGUAUUUGUAUAAAUAUUAGUAAUUUUGCUUUGUGUGGUAUUCCUGUUAUAUCUGGAUUUUAUUCUAAGGAUUUAAUUGUUGAGAUUUUUUCAUUACAAAUUAACAAUAUUAUUGUAUACACUUUAUUUUAUUUAUCUAUUGGAAUAACAGUAUCUUAUUCUUUACGUCUUUCAUAUUAUAUUUUUUUGGUACUAAUAAUUUAACAAAUUUAAAUCAAAUUGAAGAAAAGGGUAAUUUUUUAAUAAUGAAGGGUAUAAUAGGCUUAGUUUCUUUUGUUAUUUUUAUAGGAAGAUUAAUAACUAAUAUUACUCCUUAUUUUAUCUUAUUACCUAUUUUUAUAAAAU